This is a messenger RNA of Puccinia graminis f. sp. tritici CRL 75-36-700-3, 906 nucleotides long. RefSeq lists its product as uncharacterized. Bases 1 to 906 code for a protein of 301 amino acids. NCBI's taxonomy places the organism in Eukaryota, Fungi, Basidiomycota, Pucciniomycetes, Pucciniales, Pucciniaceae. The record is from RefSeq and is a predicted model, not a curated record. The transcript is spliced from 4 exons.
AUGGCUUUCCGUUGGGAUCAAGCAUAUCAAAAAUACAGCAUCGGCCAAAGCCUUGCUGUCACCAUCUUACUCAGCACAAACUACUGGCGCAACAAAGAAGACGAGGAAGAUGCUUUAGCCGCAAUCAUCGGAUCAGCAAUCUUAGGCCACCCCACUCCAAUCCAAACUCUACGGACCUACCUUACACGAAACAAUCUCGCUGGUCAUCCUCGAUCAAGUAGUGCCUGGGCUCACUUGCGAACGUUCGGUAAUGAUCGAGCAUACGUCACCACUAUGGGUGUUGAUGUUCAGACCUUCAAAGCGUUGUUAGUACAUUUCAGUGCAGCCUGGGAUUCGGAAGCAAUCUGCCGGGCCGAUGUGAACCCAAACGGUGCACCUCAACUAGCUAGACAAUCUCUUGACGCUGCCGGUGGCUUAGGUCUUAUACUACACUGGAUCAGUUUGACUAUGGCUUCACAUACUUUGCAGCAAAUUUUUGCGAUAACUCCAGCUGUUUGCGCUCAAUAUCUGCAACACAGUCUCAAGCUUCUCCUGGAUGUAUUGCGGAAUCUUGAAAUGGCCAAGAUUUGUUUUGGUUUCAUUGACGGAUUGAAUCUCCCCAUCAUGGUAGCUGAUGAUGAUGACCUUCAAAAUGCCUAUUACAAUGGCUGGACUUGCGCACAUUAUUGCAGCAGUGUCCUAACUUUUGCUCCGGAUGGCACAGUUAAACAUGCCAUUCUCAACGCACCCGGCUCCUGGCACAAGUCAAAUGUGGCCAAACAAUUAUACGAGCAACUGCAGCACAACACACCACAUGGAUAUCGGGUGAUUAGUGAUACUGCUUUUCCGUGGGUUACUAAUUGGCUGGGCUAUCGAAUUGUGGCCCCUGCGAAGCGGGGAGACAAGUUGCCAAAGGAUUCAAUGUGA